AUGGAUGAUUUUAAGACCAUACCAGAGCGAGUGGUGGACCCCCCAGAGCCAGAGGACCUGCAGUCCUUCAGAGACAAGAAGAGGUACUUCCAGAAGAUCGGUGAUCAGCCCUAUGAAGAAAUCCCAAAGCCUCGUUCACCCCCCCCCAGCACAUCCAGGCGGCAGCAGCGCUCCCCAUCACCGCCACAACCAUCACCCCCCCCUUCAGCACCAAAGCCUGCGGUGAAGCGUCUCUACACCCCUCCUGUCGCAAAAGCAGACCCCCCAAAAGAAACACCCACCCCAGCUCCUCUAGCUAGCCCUAAGCCUGAACCCACCUCCAACAUCCGGGAAAUCAUCAAAAUGUACAACAGCCGACCCGAACCAGAGGCCAAACCCUUCGAGCCCGUCAGGCCUCCGGCACGGAAUUUUAAGAGGCAGAAUGACCCCAAAGAGGAAGCUCUGGCCAAACUCAGAAGUAAAGCUCCAGUGCCACAGCAGCAGAGACAGUGGGUGCCUCCACCAGUCAAGCCUAAAAGGGAGCUCCCCCCCCCAAUGAGCCCGNUAAGGUGA
Molecule: messenger RNA, 552 nt
Organism: Notothenia coriiceps (black rockcod)
Lineage: Eukaryota; Metazoa; Chordata; Actinopteri; Perciformes; Nototheniidae
Product: anther-specific proline-rich protein APG-like
Exons: 7
Coding region: 1-552 (183 amino acids)
Source: RefSeq, a predicted model, not a curated record